AUGCGUCUGCAAUUGAUUUCUAUGCUUUUCAUGGGAACCGUGAUUGCCAUUCCCUAUGGUGGUCGAGAAUACCGAAAGGAUGCACAUCAGCCUAUAACUUUGACCAUGCCCGCAUCUACACCAAUAAAAAGGACGACUACAGCAGCCCGUACACCCCCAUCUCCGUCAUUAGAUGCCCAAAAGAGAAUGUUGCCAUUUUGA
Molecule: messenger RNA, 201 nt
Organism: Penicillium verrucosum
Lineage: Eukaryota; Fungi; Ascomycota; Eurotiomycetes; Eurotiales; Aspergillaceae
Exons: 4
Coding region: 1-201 (66 amino acids)
Source: RefSeq, a predicted model, not a curated record